Molecule: messenger RNA, 1883 nt
Organism: Chiloscyllium plagiosum (whitespotted bambooshark)
Lineage: Eukaryota; Metazoa; Chordata; Chondrichthyes; Orectolobiformes; Hemiscylliidae
Source: RefSeq, a predicted model, not a curated record
GACGUAUUUUGUCACUUGCUGGUACAACAAUUACAAAAAAAACCUACCAGACACAGAUAUUUACCAACGUUUACCCAUUUUAGUUUCAUUUAUCUCGAGCUGGGAAUACAUUUUCACAACACUCUGCUCUGCAGAAGGACUGUUGGGUGAAAGUUUUGAUUGGAUACAUUGAGGCUAGUACCUGGCUAGUGUUCAACGAGGAUCUUCGGGAAUAAAGAGUUUAGGAGAUGGCGGCUGUCUGUGAAAAGAGAUUUUAUGGGUUUUCCGCCAAGCUUCUCAACGGCGAUAUCCUACACUUCUCCAAACUCCAAGGGAAGGUGGUGUUGAUCGUAAACGUUGCCUCCCUUUGAAGCACGACUAGCAGGGAUUACCACCACUUGAACGAGCUCCAGAAAUGUUUCGGCAAUCAGGGGUUUGUGGUGAUCGGUUUUCCCUGCAACCAAUUCGGAUACCAAGAGAACAACGAUAAUAGUGAGAUCCUCAAUGCCUUGAAAUAUGUUCGCCCAGGCAAUGGUUAUGAGCCAAAUUUCUUAAUAACUGAAAAGACCCUUGUAAACGGAGUCAAUGCAAAUCCAAUCUUCACUUUUUUAAAGGAGAGGUUGCCUGAACCUCGUGAUGAACCAAACAUCUUAAUGACUGAUCCCAAGUUCAUUGUCUGGAGCCCAGUCUUUCGGAAUGACAUCUCCUGGAACUUUGAGAAAUUUCUCAUCGGGGCAGAUGGAGAACCCUUCAAGCGCUACAGUAAACGUUUUGUAAUCACCGACAUCGCAGAAGACAUCAAAAUUCUAAUGCAAAAGAAAUGUGCUGCUGGCAAACGAAAAAGACGUAGAUGUUCUCCAUAUACUUAAAAGAGGACCCUGCACUGAUUCUUGUGAAGCAAACAUCUGUAAUGUUAAGCAUUUUACUAUAUGAUGGUGCUUUUUGAAAGGUUAACCAAAGAGCACUUGAAUCUUGUAAAAGACUAACAUGUUACACCAUAACCAGCGGAAAGGGCUCUCUUUAAAUAAAACUGUUCUGAUAAAAACAGAACUACCCUGGCAUUGGUUACUUUGACACAAAAUUAUGCUUUUUUUCUUGCAUUACUGUGAAUUCUUGUUAUGUUUUAUGUUUAUUGAAAGGAUAAAUGUUUGUUUACUGGUUAGGAAAUAAUCUAGCACUUGGGAAAUAACUUAUCAUAUGAUCCUGCAUGUUUAACCAAUAUUGUUUAUUCACAAAACUAUUCAUUCGGCAUAUGGAAAUGUAUACAUAUUUACAGUCUUCUCUGGAACAUAUUAUGUGACAUUUAAUAUAUAGUGCAAUUAAUACAUUUGUCAGUGUUUUUAAAAAUAGGUGUGUGUUCACUGUCAUACUAAGCUUGGAUUACUUAAAAAUUUAAACUUCUCAUCUCUCAUUGAGCUGCCAACAAAUUAAGCGAAAUAGUAGUGAGUUGCUGAAUAACUUGUGACAUACCUAGAUUUAUUUCAGAGGUAUUAAUUAUCAAUGAGAAACCAUCUCUACAUAAGGUAUGGGUCAAGGCUUAUAUUUCAUAAAGCAAUUAGAACCAAGUAUUUUUUGUAUUCUGUUCUAUCCUUAAUGCAAACAGAAUGCAAAUUUGCAGCUGUACUUAACCUUUUCAUUUGUUUUUUUAACAAGCAAAGCAUUAGCCAAAAGCAGAAUGGUAAUCCUUUUGUUUCAAUCUCACUCCAACAUUUUCCACUAUCAUUAUUUACUUUGGAAAGUCAUUCAAUGUAUUUGGUUCUUUCAGUAGAUGUUUGUGCUCCUGCAAAAAGCUGAGCAAGUAUUCUAACUGGAAGACAAUUUUAAAUAGGGUGUUCUCUUAACUUCAAGACCAGGUACAAUAUUGGGGUAUGCUAAGCCCCUUAACUGGUUACUUUAUAUUUAUA